This is a messenger RNA of Orbicella faveolata, 4435 nucleotides long. Its product is annotated as inositol-trisphosphate 3-kinase A-like. Gene Ontology annotation, cellular component: nucleus; cytoplasm. Gene Ontology annotation, biological process: phosphatidylinositol phosphate biosynthetic process; inositol phosphate biosynthetic process. NCBI's taxonomy places the organism in Eukaryota, Metazoa, Cnidaria, Anthozoa, Scleractinia, Merulinidae. The record is from RefSeq and is a predicted model, not a curated record. Gene Ontology annotation, molecular function: inositol hexakisphosphate kinase activity.
CCACCUCGAGUCGAAACAAGAAUUUUCUUUCACGAGAACUGAAUUGGCAGUUUGUAUUUGCAUUCGAGAAUGGAAGACAUCGAUAAGACCAGAUGAGCUUUCGUCAAACGAACUCGCGUGGACUGGAGUAAACAAAUCGAUAUUUUCCCUCUGCGAUUUAUCAGAAGCACACGGUUAUAUUGCGAUUUAGUCAGCAGAUUUACCAAUCGGCCAUGCAAUGCCAUGAGCGACCGUCAGAAAACAUGGAGGUCGACGUCUUCGGGCGCCACAUUCGUGGAGGAAAUUCUUCACAAGUAUAAUUGCAAUUCCGAAACAGAGAAUUUCUUCGCGAGGAUGUCCAGUCAAACUUUGGCGGAGCGGCUAGCAGCACUGAAGGGGCACGUUUUCUCCAAUACAAACACAGAAUAUGCCAACUACGAUCAAACCAAUAACGGUGAAGGAAGGAAAAUUGACUUGUCAAACAAUACCCCUCCCUUGAGGCAGUGUGUGUUAACUAAUGCUGACGCUAAACACAAUCCAAGUGGUUUUCGAGUUGACUCAAGCAAACCCUCUAAGAACAGUGAUCAGAGCGAACACGUUCAGCAAGAGAAUUGUGCUGCUCAUGCGAAAAAGGAAGAAGACAUAUUGGAUCCAGGUCCUGCUGAAAGAAACUCAAAUUUGGCGCUCGGCGACCAAAGUCUCGGGGGGGAAGAUGACUGUGUCUUAGCGAGUCGAUUUCCAGCGUUGAGUUGCGGCGAUAACGUCAGUGAUGGCAAGGAUAUAAUAUGUCUGGAUCAUUCUAAGCAAUUAACAUCUACUCCGCUAGUUGUAAUAACGCCUGCCGUUAUGGAUAAGUGUGCCGACGAAGCUACUGUUGACAUGGGGAGCACGAACGGUGGUGUGAAUGGAGAGCUUUUUGCGACCAUGUCUGCAAAGGACACAAGCGACACAUGUUCUUUGUCAAGCUUUGGGUCCUGCUCAGAGAACGAAAUUCUCACCGAUGACGAACCUUCAGAUGAUGAAAUGAGGCAACCAGUAGAAGACAAAUCAGAAAAGAUCCACACACGCUGGAAGAAAAUUCGAAGUAUGAUCCAUUGGUCGCCAUUUGUACAGAACUUUAAAAAGAAAUACCCAUGGGUGCAGCUCGCCGGACACCAAGGUUGCUUUAAACCAGGUGAAAAUGGUACAAUUCUGAAGAAGUCAACUGACAAAGAGAGGGAAUGUCUUGUAAAGCUUAUGAAAGAUAUCUUGAGGCCUUAUAUCCCUGAAUAUAAGAGAGAAGUCAACAAAGGUGGAGAACGUUAUCUUGAAAUGCAGGAUUUACUCCAAGACUUUGAAAGCCCUUGUGUAAUGGACUGUAAAAUGGGAACAAGAACAUACUUAGAAGAUGAAUUAGCAAAGGCAAAGUCAAAACCUAGAAAAGAUCUAUUUCAGAAAAUGAUAGAGGUGGAUCCCAGGGAACCUACUGAGGAGGAGAAAAGAGAGGGAGGAAUAACAAAACCUCGUUAUAUGAAGUGGAGAGAGCAGCUCUCUUCAACAUCAAGUCUGGGCUUUAGGAUUGAAGGAAUUAAGAAAGGUGAUCAAAAACCCAACAAAGAUUUUAAGAAAACAAGAACAAAAGAAGAUGUACAUGAAGUUUUUACCGAAUUUAUUGGUAAUGACGAGCAAUUAAGAAAAAAGUAUCUAAGAAGACUCAAGGCCAUAAGAGCAACUCUGGAGUCCUCACCAUUCUUUCGCACCCACGAAGUGGUUGGUAGCUCUCUGUUAUUUGUUCAUGACGAAGAUGGCCGAGCCAGUGUGUGGAUGAUUGAUUUUGGAAAGACUGUGCCACUUCAGGACGGCAUGUGGUUAGAUCACAGAACACCAUGGGAGGAAGGAAACCACGAGGAUGGCUAUUUAUGGGGGCUUGACAACAUGGUGGAUAUCUGGUCACAAAGAUGAUCUUCACCUAGUAGGAACUAAUUCAUUUUUUAUUGGAAGUCCCUUUUUUAAAUAGAAAGAGAAAACAGAACAAACUAUUUGGACCAAUUUUACUUAAUGCUUAUAACAGUGCAAUCAAAAUAAUGUUGACAGGUGAAUGUUGGCUUCAAUCUGCAUGUACAAACCUGUACAGUAGGGCGAUCUUCCUUUGUCCGUGAACUUUAAACUCCAUGUUUGCAUACAUGUUAAGUUAUCAAAAUACAUCUUUUAGUCUCGCUAGCUGAAUCAAGUAAACCCAUAUCAUUAUACAUGCAGUGAAUAUUUAACAAUCCUGCCCUUUAGUAAAUGUGACAAGUAUAAAUUAAAGUAAUAUGUUUAAUGACUGAGAUAUUUUCUUUUAAUUUCAUACAAAGAAGUAAAAUUGGUGGAUUGGCAACUGGUUGCCUAUUCCUCUUACACAGCUUAACAGCCAUGAUCUAUAACUGCUGCAAAUGCACUGGUUUCUCAUAUUUUCUUGUAAGCAUGGUAUAAUAACUAUAUGUAAGUGUACCAUGCUCCUUUCAGACAUACUUUGUUCUAUAUUUUGAGGGGUUAAAAUUUCUCAGUACUAGAUUUAUGAAGAUCGCCCUAUGGUGUGAAAUAAAUAAUGCUAUUUAAGGUCAUCUUUGAAUUACUUUGUUGUCUUCCAAAUCACUAUACAUGCAAGUAGAUACAGUAUGUUUUAAAUGUCAUUCCAUUUUGUGGCUCACAUGGCAUGUAACAAGUUUCAAUUUGUGGCACUGAAAUCCAAGAUUUUUUGCCAAAUGCAUAAUUAGGGCUCAGCUGAGAUAAACAUACUUUGUACAAAGGACAAAUUGUAGCAUUGAAGCUUCUCAGAGUGAUUAACAUUCAAUUUCCCCUAAGAAUAUAGUUAUAUAGCCUUUUUGAGAGAGGUUACACUUGUCCCACAAAAGCAUAAAAGCGUAUAUGGCAACUAAAACUAGCCAUUAAGAAUGCCUUUUGGCUUUGUUGCACAAGCUUCUAUGCUUCUGUGGGAGAACCUUUCUCUAAACAGCUGUAAAAACACUUUCACUUAGAAAGGCAAUAAGAAUAAAGAAAAUCUUAGUGGUAGUUGUAAUUGUACCUUUAUGAUGCAAUUCAGCAAAGAAUUUGUUUAAGUUGCUUAAUUUGAGAUUGUCAUACAUAUACAGUGGAGUCCCAAUUUCUCAAAAUGUCAUUUUUUCAAACCUCCCUAUAACUUUAACCAAAAGUUGUUUCCCUCUGACCUCAGUCGAACACUGUAAUUUUACCUCCGAUUUCUAGAACUAUGUGAUUUUUUGAACCAAUUUUCAUUUCUCUUGGAGGUUCAAAAUAUUGGGAUUCCACUGUAUGUACAAAUUGGUAUCAAGAAUACAAUCAUCUUCACGUGUAACCCCAGGUGUGAAGUCAUACCAUGCAGUUGAACGUUUUAGAAAAUAUUCCAGAGCCUGUCAUGUAGAAUUCUGUUUUAGUGUAUUAUAAUAACAAUAAAUUAUUAGACAAGCCUGACGUUUCUAUGAGCAAAUAGUUAACUAUCGCUCAUAGAAAAGGAGGGCAAGUAGUGUAAUUGUUAUAGUAGGCACUCUAAAGGAUUACAGCACAAAACCUACAAUUUUGUGUAUUUUUAAAAUUUUAAGAUUCAGAAUAACUUUUAGUUUCAAGAGCAGCAUGCAGGAUCAUUGUCUAUCAGCGAAUAGAAAACAGUGGGACAGCAAAUCAGAUUUUCAGAUUCCCAAUAGAGAAUAUCUGAGUGGCUACUAAUAAUUAUUAUAAGGAACUUGAAUUGCUCUACUGUUAACACUUCCAAUGGUAUGUGGGAUUUAUAGUUUUAAAUGUAGUGAGUUUAAAUUUUAGAGUUUCGAAACUUCACCUCUCUCUACAAACGAUUUGCUGUAAAGAGAAAAUAUCCAUUCAUUGAACAUUGAAACAGUCUGUUGGUUUCAAUCAGUGGGUUUGAAGAACAGCAAUAAAUCAUACAUGAUAAGGACUGGAUAUUCUCUCAGUAUGGUCCUGAGUAAGCUUGGCUUGUAAGAGUGUGAUGUUCAUUGAUAUCAUCUUUCAUAUGAUCUUACAUGUAGCAAUGCAUGGUCUUGUUUAUUAUUUCCUAAGACCUUUUCUUUUUCUACCUUCAAACAUUACUGAGGAGUUAUUUUCGAUUGAAAGUUGAUUUUGUACAUCAUAGAAAAACUUACCAGAAGAAAGGUGCAACAUUACUCCUUAACAGAGGUGGAGUGAAUUUUCAUCCAACAAAACUCAAACUUGCAGUCUAAAGUAAUGGCUAUAUUGCUGAUAAUAACUGCUGACCACAUUUGCAAAAGACCAUGCAAUUCUUUCACACAGACAAGGAAUUUGUAAAUACUAUGCUACAAAGUGAAAGGUAAUACUCAGUUACAUUGUAUAUAUUAUUCCGUUAACCUCAAAAUUCAGGGCUUUUUUUAGUCCAUUUUUUGUUACCUCAAUUGAAUGUUUAGUUACUGCCAUCAUGUAACUUGUACCAUUAAACAUUUUGUAUAAAAUU